GACCAUCGGUUAGGCAUCGUUCUCCUCUGCUGACUCGCAGAGGUAGUUGUUGAUCGAGUUUGAAACAUCGAAGGCUGAUCGUGAUGCUGAAGGAGCUGCUGUUUCUAGCGCUAACGGCGCUAUGCGUGUCGGAUGGAUACCAUCUGACUGCUAAGACGGCCGACAUGGACUUUCUCCACAAGCAGAAGAAGAUCUACGAACUGAUGUUCUUCGUCAAGCAAAACACCCUCACCGACGCGGAAUUCUACGAGAUUGGUCGCAAUUACGAUAUCGAGAGCAACAUUGACAUGUACAAGGACAAGCCGACAGUCCAGGAGUUCUUGUACCUAUACAAGCACGGUAUGCUCAGUCGUGAUGCCUUAUACUCGCCAUAUUACGAGGAACAUCGUGAGGAGAUGAAGCUCCUCUUCAAGCUCUUCUAUUACGCCAAGGACUUCCAGACCUUCUACAAAACCGCCUCUUGGGCACGUCUUUACAUCAACGACGGAGUCUUCACGUCCGCCUUCACUGUCGCUGUCUUCUAUCGUCCCGACUGCAAGUACAUGAGAUUACCAGCUCCUUACGAGAUCUACCCCAAUCUAUACUUUGACAGCAAUGUCAUCCAGCAGGCUCACGACAUCAAGAUGACUCGUGGAAUCUCUACUGCCAACGUGGACAACGUGGACAGCUACAUGAUCUAUGCCAACUAUUCCGGAAACUUCGUCAAGCCCUACUUCGACGAAGAAUACAAAUUGGACUAUUUCAUAGAAGACUAUGCCUUGAACAGCUUCUACUACUACUUCCGCCAAGUUAUGCCGUUCUGGUUCGACUUUAAGGAUUUCGACAUCCCGAAGGACUUCCGUGGCUAUUAUUACUAUUUCUACCACAAGCAAUUAUACGGUCGCUACUAUCUCGAACGCAUCUCCAACGAUCUGGGCGACGUCGAAGACUUUGAUUGGUAUAAAUCUUUCUAUCCCGGAUACUAUUCGACUCUGAUGUACCACAACGGAAUCGCCAUGCCCCAACGUCCUCGCCACUCGAAUGUCCCAUUCUACAAGUACAAGUAUCUGAAGGAGAUCGAGGCUCUGGAACUGCGCAUCAUGAAUGCUAUCGACCUUGGCUACGUUUACGACAAGAACGGCAAGCAAAUCAACAUUUACACCCCUGAAGGUUUGAACAUUCUCGCAAACCUGAUCGAAGGCAAUGUGGAUUCGUGCAAUAGACACUUCUACGGCAUGUACGACGCUCUCGCUCGAGAUAUCCUCGGCUUCAACUUCGACUACAAGGACAAGAACAAGGUGAUCCCUAGUUCUCUCCAAUGCUACAGCACCAGUAUGAGAGAUCCCGGAUUCUACCGGCUAUACAAGAGGAUCAUGAUGUACUUCUUCAGGUACAAGAAAUACAUGCCGUAUUACACUCAGAACGAACUGGUCUUCCCCGGUGUCAAGUUCGAAUCCGUCAACGUCGACAAGCUGACGACUUACUUCGACACUUGUGACACGUUCAUCAACAACGCUCUUUCCGUCGAGAGCUUCAAGGAGGGAAUGAAAUUGCGCGUCAAGGCUCGCCGUUAUUGCCUCAAUUACAAACCGUUCAAUUAUCACUUUAACAUCAACAGUGACAAAGAGACCAAGGCCGUACUCAAGAUCUUCCUUGGACCUGCCUACGGUGAUGUUCAUAAUGAGAAGGACAUAGCAUACCUCCGUGAAUACUACAAAUACUUUAUCGAGAUGGACAAAUUUGUCGUAACGCUGAGACAAGGUGCAAAUACUAUCGAACGCCGUAGCACCGAUUCCGUCUACACCAUGCCCGAUAUGCUAUCCAGCGACAUGUUCUACAAGAAAUUGGAGAAGGCCGUAGGAGGCAGCGAACCGUUCACCUACUACGAGAAACUCUUCGCCUUCCCUGAACGGCUGACUCUGCCUAAGGGUAAACCCGAGGGUAUGCGAUUCAAGAUGUUCUUCUACUUGAGUCCGUUCGACGAGACCAAGGUCACGCCCGUGGAAUUGCCAAUCUUUGGCAAGUUUAUGCUGGACGGGAAAUCGUUCGGCUUCCCGCUUGACAGACCGAUGUACCCAUGGAAGUUCUUCACGCCAAACAUGUUCUUCAAGGAUGUAUACAUCUAUCACACGGUAGAGCACGAAAAAUCGAUGCACUUCUGCCAGCCGAUCCUUCGCGAAGCAGGCCCGAGGAUGAAAGCGAUUGCGUUGCUCUUGGCUGCGGCGUGCCUGGCUCAUGCCACGCAGGUGCCCACCCACACCGCCGACAAAACAUACUUGAUCAGGCAGAAGAACAUCUACGAGCUCUUCUGGCACGUUGACCAGCCAACCAUUUACCAUCCGGAACUUUACCAAAAAGCGCGAUCCUUCAGCCUCGAAGAUAACAUUGCUUCUUUCACAGACAAGGCGGCGGUGACCGAGUUCCUGCAGCGAUGGAAACACGGAAUGCUCCCACGGGGAGAGGUGUUUUACGGAAGUCAUCCUCAGCAUUACAAAGAAGCGAUGUGCUUCUUCCGUGUUCUAUAUUCCGCCAAGGACUUUGACACUUUCUACAAUACUGCCAUAUGGGCACGCUUCCACAUGAACGAAUACAUGUACAUAUACGUGCUGAGUGUCACCGUAAUGCAUCGCCCGGACACCAAAAACAUCCGUUUGCCCCCGAUGUACGAGGUGGUGCCGCAUUAUUUCUUUAACGAGGAUGUUUUGCAUAAGGCCUAUCGUAUCGCGAUGGGUGACUCGCAAUCAGGUUUAAAGAAAACAGUUGGUGGUGUAGAUUAUUAUUACAUUCCUUCCAAUUACACCAACUGGCAUGUGGUUGGAGAUGAAAUGUCGGAACAACACAAAUUAAGCUAUUUCAUCGAGGAUGUCGGUUUAAAUACGUUUCACUUUGUAACGCAUCACGACUUCCCAAUCUGGAUGAACAGCGUUCAGUAUAAUAUGCCGAAACAUAUUCGCGGCGAAUUGUAUAUGUACACCCUUAAACAAUUGCUCAUUCGCUACUAUUUGGAAAGAUUGUCCAACGAUAUGGGUGAAAUUUCGUACGUCGACGUGACUAAACCUAUCGUUCCUGGUUACUACCCGACGAUGCAUCAUCACAAUGGGUUGCCGUUCCCACAACGUCAUGUUGGUUUCGAGAUUCCUCUUCACGCACACAAGUAUAUCCAGGCCAUACAAGAUGUCCAUACUCGCAUCUCCGAUGCCAUCGACAAAGGCUAUGUCAUUGAUAUGCACGGUAAACAUGUCAACAUUUACACCAUAGAUGGUUUCAACCAUCUUGGCAACGUGAUACAGGGCAAUGCCGAUUCCGUCAAUCCUGCAUAUUACGGACAUUUGGACCAUUUGUACAAAAAGGUCCUUGGCAUGGGCCCAGUCCACCAGAUCACCAAACACAUGACAAUUCCUGCUGCUAUCGAGCUCUUCUCCACCACCUUAAGGGAUCCCGUGGCCUAUGGAAUUUAUAAGAAUAUUGUCACUUACUGGAUGAGGUACAAGGAACACUUGCCGAGCUACACGCACGAAGAACUUGUUUUCCCAGGUGUUACGAUCGAAUCCGUCACCGUUGACAAACUCUUGACUUUCUUCGAUCACUUUGAAUCGUUGGUCAACAAUGCCGUAUCGGUGCGUAGCCACAAGGAGGCUCAAUCCAUGUUGAUCAAGGCACGUCAGUAUCGUCUCAACCAUAAGCCUUUUACCUAUCACAUCACCGUCAACAGCAACAAGAAUGUCAAAGCGGUCGUUCGCGUCUUCCUUGGACCUAAAUACGAUAUUCACGGCCACGAACUGGACAUAAGCGAGAAUUAUAUGAACUUUGUCGAGUUGGACCAAUGGAACGUUGACCUGAAACCUGGAACCAACAAGAUUGAGCGCCAUAGCUACGAGUCCAUCUAUGUCGUUCCGGAUGAGGUGCCAAGUGAGGUUCUGUACAAGAAGAUGGUGAAAGCUAUCGAGGGUGGCGAGACUUUCACUUACCCAGGCCAGCUUUAUGGUUUCCCUGACCGUUUGAUGAUUCCUAAGGGCAAGAAGGAAGGCAUGCCAUUCAAAUUCUUCGUGUCUGUGUCGCACUUGGACGAGACGAAAGCCAUCGAGGUGGAUUCCCCUGUCUGGGGUACAAACAUGAUGGACCUCCGAUCAUUGGGAUAUCCGCUCGAUAGACCGGUUCACACCUUCAACUUCACCGUACCUAACUUCUACAUGAGAGACGUUCUCAUUUACCACAAGCAGGCGGAAGAAUUGAACCUCACUGUAUAAAGAUUUAACUCGUGCGAUCGCCAGAACAACAACUCGGGUCGCGCUGAUGAAAAAAGAGAUGUACAAAUAAGAGAGAAAUGUGCCACCAUCCAAUGUUUUAUGUGUAACCAUCCAGUGCGAGAUAAACCUAACCUAAAAUAAAUUUUACAGAAACAUCAUUUACCAUUUA
This is a messenger RNA of Vollenhovia emeryi, 4395 nucleotides long. RefSeq lists its product as uncharacterized. The record is from RefSeq and is a predicted model, not a curated record. Lineage: Eukaryota; Metazoa; Arthropoda; Insecta; Hymenoptera; Formicidae. Bases 84 to 4226 code for a protein of 1380 amino acids. The transcript is spliced from 12 exons.